AUGCAGCCCCUCACAACCCCCAAGGUCUCCUGCCUGGGGCUUCUCAUCCUGUCCUCUUGUUUGCUUGCCAACUGCAGGUUCAUCCCAGAGGCCUGGUCAGCCUGCACAGUCACCUGUGGUGUGGGGACCCAGGUGCGAAUAGUCAGGUGCCAGGUGCUCCUGUCUUUCUCUCAGUCUGUGGCUGACCUUCCUGUUGAUGAGUGCGAAGGAGCCAAGCCAGCAUCCCAGCGUGCCUGUUACGCAGGACCCUGCAACGGGGAGAUGCCUGAGUUUAAUCCAGACGAUGCAGACCGGCUCUUGGGUGGCCUGCAGGAUCUUGACGAGCUGUAUGACUGGGAGUAUGAGGGGUUCACCAAGUGCUCCGAGUCCUGUGGAGGAGGUGUCCAGGAGGCUGUGGUGAGCUGCCUGAACAAACAGACCCAGGAACGUGCUGGUGAGAACCUGUGCGUGACCAGCCGCCGGCCCCCACAGCUCCUGAAAUCCUGUAAUCUGGACCCCUGCCCAGCAAGGUGGGAAAUUGGCAAGUGGAGUCCCUGUAGUCUCACAUGUGGGGUUGGCCUGCAGACCAGAGAUGUCUUCUGCUCCCAUCUACUUUCCAGAGAGAUGAAUGAAAUGGUAAUCCUGGCUGAUGAGCUGUGUCGCCACCCUAAGCCCAGCACAGUGCAGGCCUGCAACCGCUUCAAUUGCCCCCCAGCUUGGUACCCUGCACAAUGGCAGCUGUGUUCCAGGUCCUGGGGAGGUACCCAGAAACGUGAGGUUCUUUGCAAGCAACGCAUGGCUGAUGGCAGCUUCCUAGAACUUCCUGAGACCUUCUGCUCAGCCUCCAAACCGGCCUCCCAGCAAGACUGCAAAAAAGAUGACUGUCCCAGCGAGUGGCUUCUCUCAAACUGGACAGAGUGCUCCACGAGCUGCGGGGAGGGCACCCAGACUCGAAGUGCCAUUUGCCGGAAGGUGCUGAAAACUGGGGUCUCCACAGUUGUCAAUUCCACCUUGUGCCCACCCCUGCCUUUCUCUUCCUCCGUUAGGCCCUGCAUGCUGGCAGCCUGUGCACGGCCUGGCCGGCCAUCCACAAAGCACAGUCCUUACAUCGCAGCUGCAAGGAAUAUAUACAUCCAGACACGCAGGCAGAAGAAGUUGCAUUUCGUCGUGGGAGGAUUCGCUUACCUGCUUCCCAAGACAGCAGUGGUGCUCAGGUGUCCCACACGCAGGUUCCGCAAGCCCCUCAUUACCUGGGAGAAGGAUGGGCAGCACCUCAUCAGCUCUGCUCACAUUACUGUGGCCCCUUUUGGCUACCUAAAGAUUCAUCGCCUCAAGCCCUCAGAUGCGGGCAUCUACACCUGUUCUGCAGGACCCGCACGGGAGCAGUUUGUGAUUAAGCUCAUUGGAGGCAAGCACAAGUUGGUGUACCGGCCUCUGAGCCUACAGAGUAGGGAAGAGGCCCUCCCGGUGAGGAAGGCCAGCCCAAAAGAGACCCUACAGACCCACAAACACCAGAAUGGGAUUUUCUUGAAUGGCAGCAAGGCUGAGAAGCGGGGUCUCGCCGCUGACCUGGAGAGCCGCUAUGAUGACAUUGUCUCCCGGCUGCUGGAGCAGGGUGGCUGGCCUGGAGAGCUCCUGGCCUCAUGGGAGGUACAGGACUCCAUGGAAAGGAACACGUCCUCAGAGGAGGACCCAAACACUGAGCAGGCUCUUCUGCAUCUCCCCUUCACCAUGGUGACUGAACAGAAGCGCCUAGAUUACAUCCUCAGGAACCUCUCCCAGCAGCCCGAGGAGCUAAGGGACUUCUACAGCAAGUACCUGGUGGCCCAGCUGGCCCAGGAGAUCUUCCGUAGCCACCUAGAGCACCAGGACACACUCCUCAAGCCUUCUGAGCAGAGGUUCCCCCCUGUGGCCAUCCCUCCUCAUAAACAUGUGUCCAGUUUCAGCAGCUCCCUGAGGACCACCUCUGGGGAAGCUGGGGGCAACUCUCGCAGGCCACACCGCAAGCCCACCAUCUUACGGAAGAUCUCAGCUGCACAGCAGCUCUCAGCCUCUGAGGUGGUCACCCACCUGGGGCAGACUGUGGCCUUGGCCAGCGGAACACUGAGUGUGCUGCUACACUGUGAGGCCACAGGAAACCCAAGGCCUACCAUCAGCUGGGCCAGGAAUGGAGAAGAGGUUCAGUUUGGUGACAGGAUUCUUCUACAGCCAGAUGAUUCCUUACAGAUCUUGGCACCAGUGGAAGCUGAUGUGGGUUUCUAUACUUGCAAUGCUACAAAUGCCUUGGGCUCUGACUCUGUCUCCAUUGCCGUCACAUUAGCAGGAAAACCACUGGUGAAAACGUCACGAAUGUCUGUGGUCAACACAGAGAAGCCUACUGUCACCGUGGAUAUAGGAAGCACCGUCAGAACAGUGCAGGGAGUGAAUGUGACGAUUAACUGCCAAGUUGCAGGUGUGCCUGAAGCUGAAGUCAAUUGGUUCAGGAAUAAAAGCAAACUGGGCUUCUCUCACCAUCUGCACGAGGGUUCCUUGCUGCUCACAAAUGUAUCCUCCUUGGAUCAGGGCCUGUAUUCCUGCAGAGCAGCCAAUCUUCAUGGAGAGGUGACUGAAGACACACAGCUCCUGAUCCUAGAUCCUCCUCAAGUCCCCACACAGUUGGAAGACAUCAGGGCCUUGCUCUCAGCCAAUGGACCAAACCUUCCUUCAGUGCUGAUGUCUCCUCUGGGAACACAGCUGGUCCUGGAUCCUGGGAAUUCUGCUCUCCUUGGCUGCCCUAUCACAGGUCACCCCACCCCCAAUAUCACCUGGUUCCACGAUGGUCAUCCAAUUGCCAGUGCCACAGGACUGACGUAUCACAUCUUGGCAGUGGGACAAAUCCUUCAGAUCACAAAUCUGAGUGGCGAGUCUCAAGGGGAAUUCAGCUGCCUCGCUCGGAACGAGGCGGGAACGCUCGUGCAGAAGGCAUCAUUAGUGAUCCAGGAUUACUGGUGGUCUGUGGACAGACUGGUGACCUGCUCAGCAUCUUGUGGUAACAGGGGCUUUCAGCAGCCCCGCCUGAGGUGUCUGCUGAACCACACAGAGGUUGACCCUGAGCGCUGUGUGGGAAAGCCUCGCCCUGCUGUGCAGCCCAUUGCCUGCAACCGGAGAGACUGCCCUUCUCGGUGGAUGGUGACUUCCUGGUCCGCCUGUACCCGAAGCUGUGGUGGAGGUGUCCAGACACGCCGGGUGACUUGUCAGAAGCUAAAAGCCUCUGGGAUCUCCACCCCUGUGUCCAAUGAUGCGUGCACCCAACUCGCCAAACGGCCUGUGGACACCCAGGCCUGUAACCAGCAGCUAUGUGUGGAGUGGGCCUUCUCCAGCUGGGGUCAGUGCAAUGGGCCUUGCAUUGGGCCUCGCCUAGCUGUGCAACACAGACAAGUCUUCUGCCAGACCCGGGAUGGCAUCACCUUACCAUCAGAGCAGUGCAGUGCCCUUCCCAGGCCUGUGAGCACCCAGAACUGCUGGUCAGAGGCCUGCAGCGUACACUGGAGGGUCAGCCUGUGGACCCUGUGUACUGCUACUUGUGGCAACUAUGGCUUCCAGUCCCGGCGGGUGGAGUGUGUGCACAUCCGCACCAACAAGGCAGUGCCUGAGCACCUGUGUUCCUGGGGACCCCGGCCUGCCAACUGGCAGCGCUGCAACAUCACCCCCUGUGAAAACACCGAGUGCAGAGACAUCACCAGAUACUGCGAGAAGGUGAAACAGCUGAAACUCUGCCAACUCAGCCAGUUCAAAUCUCGCUGCUGUGGGACUUGUGGCAAAGCGUGAAGACAGGGCACGGGGAAGAGCUCUACCCUGGCCACACAAAGGACUCACGCAACCACCUUGGACAGAACUUAUGCUUUCUCUGUUUUAUUUAUUUAUUUACCCUUCCCUCUCCACACACCCACCUCCUCCCCGACCCCUGAGGACCUCAGCAUGUAUUC
This is a messenger RNA of Castor canadensis (American beaver), 3944 nucleotides long. Lineage: Eukaryota; Metazoa; Chordata; Mammalia; Rodentia; Castoridae. The record is from RefSeq and is a predicted model, not a curated record.